This is a messenger RNA of Drosophila takahashii, 632 nucleotides long. It is a transcript of the gene RpS23, whose product is annotated as ribosomal protein S23. Gene Ontology annotation, cellular component: cytosolic small ribosomal subunit; ribosome. The record is from RefSeq and is a predicted model, not a curated record. NCBI's taxonomy places the organism in Eukaryota, Metazoa, Arthropoda, Insecta, Diptera, Drosophilidae. Gene Ontology annotation, biological process: translation. Gene Ontology annotation, molecular function: structural constituent of ribosome.
CACGAUAUAAAUAUUUAUUUUUACUAAAAAAAAUAUCGAUGUAUUGAUAUUUUGGUAUAUUUUUCUCAUCGCUAUCUGCCAGCCUUCUUUUUAUUUCCGCCGUUUGCCGAGAAAGUUGGAAAAUCAUGGGCAAGCCAAGAGGUCUGCGCACUGCCAGGAAGCAUGUGAACCACCGUCGCGACCAGCGUUGGGCCGACAAGGACUACAAGAAGGCUCAUUUGGGCACCAGAUGGAAGGCCAAUCCCUUCGGAGGUGCUUCCCACGCCAAGGGAAUCGUCCUUGAGAAGGUCGGCGUCGAGGCCAAACAGCCCAACUCUGCCAUCCGCAAGUGCGUGAGGGUGCAGCUGAUCAAGAACGGCAAGAAGAUCACCGCCUUCGUGCCCCGUGACGGUAGCUUGAACUACAUUGAGGAGAACGACGAGGUCCUGGUCGCCGGUUUCGGUCGUAAGGGUCAUGCCGUCGGUGAUAUUCCCGGUGUGCGCUUCAAGGUUGUCAAGGUCGCCAACGUCUCCCUGUUGGCCCUCUACAAGGAGAAGAAGGAGCGCCCAAGAUCUUAGAUGACCACGCAUCUAUUCUUUUUCCAGACAAGCAGAGUUAGGGUUUUACAAAGCUAAAUAAACAAAAAAAAAAAA